Sclerotinia borealis F-4128 is the source of this 3702-nucleotide messenger RNA. Lineage: Eukaryota; Fungi; Ascomycota; Leotiomycetes; Helotiales; Sclerotiniaceae. The record is from the annotation of a GenBank genome assembly.
AUGGAUCCUGUAAGCAAAUAUCCUCAAGUUGAGCAUUCCCCACAUCUACCCACCCCUCCCAUCAUUUCAAUAUUCCAUAUCUCCCUUGUAGCAAGAACUCUCUGCGCCAACAUGGUAUCUGAUAUUCGUGCUGAUUUCAUUUCAUGCAAGCAGUCUUUCGAUGCAGAUAUACAAUCACCCGAGAAUAUGAUUGUUGAUGACGAGUAUGUCGAGCCAUCCGACAAUGAGAAGGAUGAUAUCGCCAUCAUAGAUCCAGAUGAACCAAGGCCAACGCCUGCUGAUAAUUAUGAAGCUAUGGCAGAGCUGGUAUUGCCACCGUUGGAUCAGCAGCCCCCGAUAUUAGAGACGAUUCACAAUACCUGGGAGAUAACAAAUUGGAACGAAUUGGGAAAAAGGGAGCAUGGCCCUGUCUUUGAGGCUGGAGGAUAUCCAUGGCGUGUUCUUAUGUUUCCAUAUGGCAAUAAUGUCGAUCAAGUGUCCUUCUACCUGGAGCAUGGGUUUGAAGACGGAAAGCCUCCAGACGAUUUUGUAUGCUGUGUGCAAUUCGGCCUCGUUUUAUGGAAUAAGAAUGAUCCAACUAUCUACACUCAUCACACCGCACAUCAUCGAUUUACCAAAGAGGAAGGAGAUUGGGGCUUUACACGAUUCUAUGACUGCCGCAAGCUUUUCAACCUUACGUGGCCUGGAUCUAACCCCCAAAGGAUUCUGGUCGAAGGCGGAGAAGCAAAUAUGACGGCAUAUGUAAGAAUAGUCAAAGACGAAACUGGCGUUCUAUGGCACAAUUUCAACAACUAUGAUUCGAAGAAGGAAACUGGUUUCGUCGGGCUGAAAAAUCAAGGAGCGACAUGUUAUUUAAAUUCGCUCAUUCAGUCCCUGUAUUUUACUAAUGCCUUCCGCAAGGCAGUAUAUCAAAUUCCAACACAAGACGAGGACACCACCACAAACAGCGCAUAUACUUUACAACGCCUUUUCUAUCAGCUGCAGUCGUCCUCCGCAGCCGUGAGCACCAAUGAACUCACCAAGUCCUUUGGCUGGGAUACGAAACAGAUUUUUGAACAGCAAGAUGUUCAAGAGCUUUCUAGGAAAUUGAUGGAGCGCAUGGAAAUAAAAAUGAAGGGAACUGAGGCUGAAAAUGUCCUCCCUAAAUUGUUUUGCGGGAAAGUGCGAACAUAUAUAUCUUGCAUUAAUGUCGACUACGAAUCUCGCCGAGUGGAAGAUUUUUGGGACGUUCAACUGAACGUUAGCGGUAACAAGGACAUUGAAGCGAGCUUCCAGGAUUAUAUUCAAGUCGAGACAAUGGAUGGCGACAACCAAUACUUCGCAGGCGAGAAUUACAAACUACAGGACGCGAAGAAAGGCGUAAUCUUCGAAUCAUUUCCUGAGGUUCUUCAUUUGCAGCUCAAACGAUUCGAAUAUGAUAUCGAAAGAGAUGCCAUGAUGAAAGUAAAUGAUCGUUACGAGUUCCCAGAUACUUUUGAUGCCGCACCAUAUUUGUCGGAUGACGCAGAUAGAUCCGAAUCUUGGGUUUAUAAGUUGCACGGGGUCCUUGUACACAGCGGAGACCUCAAUGCAGGACAUUAUUAUGCAUUCAUCAAGCCCGAAAAAGAUGGGUGGUUCUACAAGUACGACGACGACAAAGUAACCAAAGCCACGAUGCGAGAAGUUUUGGAGGACAAUUAUGGAGGAGAGAUGCCACUUCUAGAUGGACAAGUCUUAGACGCAUCACAAAAGCCUAUUAUACGUCACAAUAGCGCAUAUAUGCUUGUAUAUAUCCGAGAGGUAAGGAUCGAUGAGGUACUGUUUCCUGUCACGAACACCGACACACCGGCUCAUCUCCAAAGGAGACUUGAAGAAGAGGCCGCUUUCAAGGAGGCACGACGGAAGGAACGCGAAGAACAGCACCUGUACCUUACCGUCAGAGUGAUUACCAAUGACACGUAUGCAGCCCAUGGUGGAAUUGAUUUGACCAUGUUUGACCGAAGUUAUGACGAAGAUCCAGCCGCUGCUAGAUCAUACAAACUCCUCAAGAAGUGUACUAUCGGAGAGCUUAUCAAUCUGAUCGCCGAGGAUAGUGGGGGUGAUCCAAGAAGACUGCGAGUCUGGUGCAUGGUUAACCGUCAGAACAAAACGACAAGACCUGACGCGCCUAUCAUGGAGUUAAAUCAGACCAUUGAAGAUGCUCACCUGAAAUUAGCUGGUAGCAAGACACAGGAGUUAAGGCUAUGGGCAGAAGCUGCUGAAGUGGUUGACUCCAAGGGCGAUGCAGUGUGGCCAACUCAUCAGUUGACGAAGGAAGGGUCUUCUCCUAGUAGAUCUGAUGAAAUCGUCAUAUUUCUCAAGUGGUUCGAUGUUGAUAACCAGUCUCUCGUUGGACGUGGUCACAUUUAUAUCAGCAACCAAAGGAGAGUCGAGGAACUAGCUCCGUUUAUCUUGAAACGUAUGAAUUGGCCAGAGGACACCAAAUUGAAACUCUACGAGGAGAUAAAACCUGACAUGAUUGAACCUAUGAAAUCGAAACAAUCACUGAAAGCGGCAGAACUCCAGGAUGGCGACAUUGUUUGUUUCCAGAAAGUUUCCGAGAAGGGCUCAGAAAGCGGAACCGGCGGAAGCUCUGAAAGACCUUCGAGACCAACCGCCUUGGUUACUAACCCCUCAAAUGCCGCUUCCCUAGUGUCCAACGGCUCAAUUCCACGCUACCAUCCACUCAGAUCAUCUGACAUCAUAGAAGAUGCUCGACAGUACUACGACUUUCUCCGUUAUCGAAGGCUCAUUACAUUCCACUGCCAUCCCACUAGAGGCAGCAAAGAAUUUAAUUCGGAGAAUUGCGAGUCAUUUGUCCUUGUGCUGAGCGCGAAGCAUACUUACGACCAGGUAGCCGCCAAGGUAGGAGAAAAGUUGGAUGUCGAUCCAACUUAUAUCAGAUUUUGGACUAUCGCUCAAAAUACGGGCAACCCAAAAGCGGCCAUUAGGCGCAUGUCAAAUCAAACUCUAGUCAACAUGGUCAGCGUUAGUUACGCUACAUUUGCUGGCACCACUAUAAGGGCAGAUUCUUUAUAUUUCGAGGUCCUCGAUAUCAGUCUCGCGGAGUUAGAUACCAAGAAAUCUAUGAAGGUCAACUGGAUCAGCGAAGGAAUUACAAAAGACGAACAACUCGACAUACUCGUGCCUAAAACUGGUACUGUGGAUGACAUAGUGUCAUCCUUGAUCAAGAAGGCUCAAUUAGAGGACGAAGAAAAGGGUGGUCCUGUUCGAGUAUACGAAAUACACAGCAACAAGAUUCACAAAGAGCUUCCUCGCGGUUUUCCAGUCAAGGAGAUCACGGAGUACAUUAACAUUAUGCUAGAGCGAAUACCGGAGGAAGAGCUCGCGCAACCUAACGGGAGUCAAUACAUCUAUGCAUUUCAUUUCCAAGGCGAGCCAAGUAAAGUGCAUUCCGUUCCAUUCAAGUUCCUCAUCGUUCAAGAUGAAAUCUUUUCUGAAACUAAGAAGCGAUUGGAGAAACGGACUGGUAUAAAGGGUAAAAAUCUUGAGAAGAUCAAAUUCGCUGUCGUUAAGAGAAGCUCUUACACAAAACCUAUAUACUUGAAUGACGAAGAUACAUUAUGGGAUAUGCUUGGGGACGAUGACGAUCAACUCGGAUUAGAUCACAUUGAUAAAUUACGAAACGCAAGGCCUGGCAUGGGAGACUUAUUCUUGAAGUAG